CUUACCCGCUUAACCAGUUUAUUGCAAAUUGCACCUCAUCGGUUCAAGGAUCGUCUACUCUUAAUUAGUGAGGACCGAUUUUCGUUAAGUGUGUUUUGGUAAUUUUCCCUUCGCGGUGAUAACGCAGGCAAUUAGGCGAGAUUUUUUUCCAAAUUUUCUUGAUUAUUGCUCCGUCGCGAGGUUGGUGGGGGAAUCUCAAGUACAAAGAACAGCUGGGUUUUUCUUUUUUGUUGAAAAUGUGCUCAGUUGUAGGAUAGCGGGCGAGGUACCGAGAUUCUUUUAAAAAAAAAUGACCAUGACGCGCGAAGGUGGCGACAUCACUUACGCGGAUAUGGUGCAGACCGUCCCCGAGAAGUCCAAAAUUGCCCAGUACUUUUCGGGCGGUCACGUCUUCGUAACAGGCGCGACGGGCUUUUUGGGCAAGCUCAUCACGGAGAAAUUGCUGCGUUCCUGCGGCGAUUUGGAGAAAUUGUAUCUUCUGAUACGCGAGAAGAAAGGGAAGAAGGUCGCCGAUCGGGGCGCGGAAAUCUUCGACAAUGUCAUUUUCGAGCAGCUCAAGAACGAACAGCCCAAGUUCAUGGAGAAGGUGGUCUUGGUCGCGGGCGACUGCAUAAAGCCCGAGCUUGGAUUGGGCGGUGAUGACAGGGAGACGCUGCUGAAGAACGUCACCUGCGUCUUCCACUGCGCCGCCACCGUCAAGUUCGACGAGAAGAUCCGCACGGCCGCCUACAUCAACGUGAGGGCCACCCGGGAUCUCGUCAACAUGGCGAAGCAGAUGAUCAAUUUAAAAUCGUUCAUAUACAUUUCGACGGCCUACGCCCACUGCUGCAGGAAGGACAUCCAGGAAGUCGUCUACGAAACCCCAAUCACCGGGGAGAAACUGCUGACGCUUGUCGACACCUGCAGCGACGACUUCCUCAACAAGGUCACACCAACGCUCCUAGGCGAGUGGCCCAACACUUACGUGUUCACAAAGGCCGUCGCCGAAGAGGUCGUCGGAAGCAGCGCCAGAGGAUUGCCGAUCGCGAUCGUUCGCCCUUCCAUAGUGGUGGCGACCGCCAAGGGCCCUCUGGCCGGUUGGAUCGACAACAUGUACGGCGUGACCGGAAUCACGGUCGGCAUCGCCUUGGGGUUGAUCCGCACGCUGCACUGCAAGAAGGAUUGCGUAGCCGACAUCGUCCCCGCCGAUUACGUGAUUAAUAGCGCGAUCGCGGCCGCCUGGAGCAUCGGGAACAAAGAGUCUAUGAACAAGGAAAUUACUAACGAUAACAGCGAAGUGUCCGUAUUCAACUACGUGUGCUCCACGCAGACGACAAUCACCUGGCGGGUAUGGAUGGAAUACUCGAAGCACUAUUUGAAGCAGGUACCAUCGCCUCUUCAACUCUGGCACCACUUCUUCAUCCUAAACUCUAACUAUUUCAUGCACGUCCUAUGCGUUAUACUCUUCCACUACAUACCCGCCUACGUCGUCGAUUUUCUGGCGCUCUGCAUUGGAAAGCAGCCACUGUUGGUCAAGGGAUACCAAAAGGUCGGAAAGUUCACCGACGUCAUUUCGUACUUCGCGGUCCGCCAGUGGGACUUCACCAAUCAGAACACGCAGAGUCUGUAUCAGCGUAUGAGUCCGGUGGAUAAGGAGACGUUCGGGUUUGACCUGCGCGAAUUCGACUGGGACUCCUACUUCUACUCGUUCGCCCGUGGAGGGCGCGUCUACCUUUUGAAGGAUCCGAUCGACACGUUACCACAGGGGAGAGUGAAAUACUACAAGCUUCUCGUUAUGCACUAUGCUUUAGUUGCGUUUGUCUGCGCGGCGUUUUUGGGUGUUUGCUUUUGUAUUCUAAAGCUUUUUUUGUAAAUUAUAAUAAAGUGUAGAAUUGUACUUGA
Photinus pyralis (common eastern firefly) is the source of this 1881-nucleotide messenger RNA. RefSeq names its product fatty acyl-CoA reductase wat-like. The record is from RefSeq and is a predicted model, not a curated record. Gene Ontology annotation, cellular component: peroxisome. Gene Ontology annotation, biological process: long-chain fatty-acyl-CoA metabolic process. Gene Ontology annotation, molecular function: alcohol-forming very long-chain fatty acyl-CoA reductase (NADP+) activity. The transcript is spliced from 7 exons. NCBI's taxonomy places the organism in Eukaryota, Metazoa, Arthropoda, Insecta, Coleoptera, Lampyridae. The coding region runs from base 290 to 1852 and encodes 520 amino acids.